Messenger RNA from Labrus bergylta (ballan wrasse), 3026 nucleotides. NCBI's taxonomy places the organism in Eukaryota, Metazoa, Chordata, Actinopteri, Labriformes, Labridae. The record is from RefSeq and is a predicted model, not a curated record.
AACCCCCUCCACAAAACAGGAAGUGCAAACUCAAUAGAAGAAGAAAAUUACUUUUUCGGAAACUUUUAUCAGCGCAGAUCUUCCAAAUAAACUCGUCUAAUUUUUAUUUACGAAGUCGGAUGACGUUUUCAUUGGUAGUUUAUACGACCGCGUUAGAACAGAGAUGCGUUCAACGGCACAGCAAAACUGAUCACCUGCUUUUUUUUUUUUGUUUGUUUACAUGGUGAAACAGCUGAGAAGCUAACGUUAGCCACCUAGCAUGGUAAAAUCAAGUCAUAUGAGCUGGUAAUUAUCCGAAGGCUUUGCCCUCAUGAAUGCAACGCUGCGCUCGCGUAAGAGCCAGCGUACGUGUGCACAAGAGAAAGGCGUGUUUGGGUUUCAGUCAGGAGGUGGAAGUGUAAUAAUGCGAAGCUAAGGUUUAAUGUAUCGAGCAGUGAAUUUGUUUUGUCACUGAAAUCAACCUGCGGCCUCCCAGCGUCUUCAUGUCAGGAUGCCUUGUUCCUUUGGGAACUGGAGGAGAUGGAUCCGGCCGCUGGUCGUUGUGCUCUACAUUUUAUUGCUCUUAGUGGUCCUGCCUUUGUGUAUCUGGGAACUACAGAAGUCAGAGGCUGGCAUUCAUUAUAAAGCAUGGUUCAUCGCUGGAAUAUUCGUCUUCAUGACCAUCCCUAUAUCGUUAUGGGGCAUACUGCAGCAUCUGGUUCACUACACUCAGCCUGAGCUUCAGAAGCCUAUAAUCAGGAUAUUAUGGAUGGUCCCAAUUUACAGUUUGGACAGUUGGAUUGCUUUAAAAUACCCCGGCAUUGCAAUUUACGUGGACACAUGCAGAGAAUGCUAUGAGGCCUACGUCAUCUACAACUUCAUGACCUUCUUGCUGAACUACCUGGAAAAUCAGUACCCGAGCCUGGUGUUGAUGCUGGAGGUCCAGGAGCAGCAGAAACACCUGCCCCCUCUGUGCUGCUGUCCGGCCUGGCCAAUGGGAGAGGUGUUGCUGUUGAGAUGCAAACUUGGAGUGCUGCAGUACACAGUUGUUAGACCUGUCACAACAGUCAUUGCCUUGAUCUGUGAGCUGUGUGGCGUGUAUGAUGAAGGCAAUUUUAGUUCCACAAAUGCAUGGACAUACCUGGUCAUCUUCAACAACAUGUCACAGCUGUUUGCCAUGUACUGCCUGGUGCUGUUCUACAGAGCUCUCAGAGAGGAACUGAGUCCAAUCAAACCAGUGGGCAAAUUCCUAUGUGUCAAAAUGGUGGUGUUCGUCUCUUUCUGGCAAGCUGCGUUUAUUGCUUUGUUGGUGAAAGUGGGCAUCAUCUCAGAGAAGCAUACAUGGGAAUGGCAGAGUGUGGAGGCUGUUGCCACUGGCUUACAGGACUUUGUCAUCUGUGUGGAGAUGUUCCUGGCAGCCAUUGCUCAUCACUUCAGCUUCACCUACAAGCCUUACAUCCAGGAGGCCGAGGAGGGUUCUUGCUUUGACUCUUUCAUGGCAAUGUGGGACAUCUCGGAUGUCAGAGCAGACAUUUCUGAACAAGUCCGCAAUGUUGGAAGAACAGUCAUGGGCCGUCCCAGGAAAUCCUACUUUGGUGAGGCAGAGAGUGACGGAGAGAGAUCUGGCCUGCUCUCUCCGGGCUCCCAAGAUGUCAUAACAGAGGCGGCAUCCAACCCUGUUUCUCCCAAUGGUCAGUACCAGGGCCUGGGCAGGACCCUGGCACCGCACUCUUUAUCAGCUCCUGCUGGACUCGGCUCGGCCUUGUGGGAUGAAGGAUACGAGGCUCAACCUGAAGAGACCCCUGAAGAAGAAAAGACCGACCAAACCAAAGAACCAGCAGAGGCAGAUCUCAUUGUGAUUACCUAGGCAAGCAUUCAGGCUAAUGUCCCCUACAGACUCUAGCAGAUGUGUUUGGGCAGGACGCAAAUACAGCCUCGCUGUUUUCUGUCACACGUCACUGUACUGAUUAACCUCCAAACAAAAUGGAGCAUCAACCAAGAAAAAGUAGAAGACUUCCUAUAAUGUAAAGAACCAGAAGGACCUCUCUGCCAGUGACAGCUGUAUGAAUGUUCAGUGAAGUUAUGGCACUAACUGACUGGUAGAUAAAGUGCAUUUGAUGCCGUUGGUGUCGUACUGGAGAGUUCUAUCGCUUCCUAUGAUCUGCCAGGAUUUAAUUUCAUUUAAAUAGUAAAGACUUUUAGACAUUGUCUUGGUCACGUUAGUCAUAUCACAACGUCAGGUACGCUCUGAAGAGAAAUAUGCAACUUUUAAAAAUCAUUUUUUCUUAAUUUUAUUUUUGGUUUUAAGUGAUAUCAGAGGAUAUUGAUGAAAUAAGUCAAUGGAAAUGUACAAUUAAAAGCACAUCAGAGCCUGGAUGUAAGCCUGAUUUUAAGUGUGUAAAAAAAAAAAAAAAAAUCCCAGAGGAUUGUAUAAAAAGAGCCGAAGCUACAAAUCUUUAAAUUGCACAAUUGGGACUUGGGAUAAGUAGGUUGGAGCUUUGCACAUAGGAAGAUGUGUCUUACAGUCUGACAUCACGAGAGAAUCAUCAUUUUAUGGGUUGGUAAUGCUCACAGUAUCAGACCAUUAGGUAAUUCAAACGGAACAAUUAGCACAAUCUAGUGAAUUCCUGUUUUUGUGCUUCACUGCUUACAGCUCACUAUCAUUCUUUGAGAUGUAUCCACUAGUCUUCUCAAAUGCCUUCUAUGUGCAGUACAACUUCUCUAUCCACUGCAUCAGCAUUAAUACUCUCUCAUGGCACCUAAGCCAUUUCUAACUGUUUUUCAAGCUCUAGACUUCCAUCCUUUGUGCAGGAAAACCCACGUUUAAUGUGCACUGUAGGGCAUCAGUUUGUGUCACAAAAUCAAAUAUAUUAAAUCAGCAGCAUCACCCUGCAUAAUGUCCAGCUAGAGAAUGUUGCAUUGCCUUAUAUGAUUAGAUAUUUUUUUGGAGCUGACAGGAUCACAUAAGAGCUGAUGUAAAUGUUCCACAUUUUAGUUAAACUACAUCUCUGACAGGCUUCUCAAUAAACUACAUUUUUCAACAACUA